AUGCUGUCUCCCGUGUCGCCUCCGUCCCUGUCCCUGCCAACGACUCUGAUCAAGAUUCGGAAACGAAUAGGACCAUCACAAGACUCCUUGAUGGUCCCUAAGGUGUCACAGAUAGCGACCGGCUAUAUCCAGAAACAGCUGGUCGCCACUUUCGUCAUCGAUGGCCGUUCGUUCGCAAACGAGACAUUUGAUAUAGCUGAGUGUGGCCAUGAUAUCUUUAUCGGUCUUUUCUGGAUGCGGGAGAAGCGCCUCCUGCUUGACUGCGCCGCCCGACAGAUCAUCUGGCCAGAUGAUCUUCCUGCCCUCGCCAAGUUCUCCCGACGAUCCAGCUCUCUCGUCAAGCCCCGCUCGGGUCGGAUCGACCCUAAGAUCCAGGCCGACGCUGAGAGGCGGAACCGCCUGCUCGAGAAAGAGGAGAAACGCUACCGGAUCCUCCACAAGAACUGGCGCCGCUCUGAUCAAGCUCCUCCGGCCUCUGUCCCGACCCCGUUACCGACUCCGUCUCCGUCGUUUCAGUCCAAGUCUCCGUCUGCCAAGAAGUCUGUCCGUUUUCAGCUCACGACCGCCCCUGCUACCGACUUCGUCUCCGUCGCCUCGGUCCAAGCCUCCGAAGAUCAAGCCCUGAUUAACGCCCUGGUCUGCCAAGUAGAGUCUCACGAGAGAUUCGAACAGUGGAACGAACUCGAACCGUUGAUGCCCCGGGAUCCAGUCCAGCUCGAGCCAAGCUCCGGCCUUGACCAGACCGUCCCUACCUUCAUCGACCCCGACCCGAGCCCGCACGCCGCAUCCGUCCUCUUCGCUCCGAAACCGAACACGACCGCCCGCCGCUUCUGCAUCGACUACCGUUGGAUGAACGAUCAUCUUAAAAGUCGCAUCACGCCCGCUCCGUCCCUCGAAGGUCCCGCCUGGUUCCAGCAGUUUAUCAACGCGCAGCUUCACGAUCUCCUCGACCGGUGCGCCAGCGCCUACGCAGAUGACGUCCUGAUCUACUCGGAUAAAGAAGAAGACCACUGGAAAGACUGUCAAGAAGUUGACUACCUCGGCGUUCUGCUUGAAGCCGGUGUGGGCCUUAGUGUCGACCCUCGGAAAGUUCGAUCGAUACAAGACUGGAAGUUUGAAGACCUCCGAGACCGCACCGCGAUCCGAUCAUUCGUUGGCCUAUGCAACUUCAUCCGUGUUUUCUGCUACCACGCCUCCGGAGUGGCAGAACCCUUGAACCGGUUGCUUAAGAAGGAUGUUGCCUUUGUGAUGGGCCCGGAGCAACGCGAAGCAUUUGAUCAACUCAAGCGCCUGGCUAUCGAAGCCCCGGUCCUCGCCUUCUUUAGACCAGAACUGCCGACCCGACUGGAGACCGAUGCCUCCCGGAAUGCCACAGCUGGUGUUCUAUGGCAGGAACAGCCUGAUCAGACCUGGAAGCCCGUUGGAUUCUUCUCUAAGACCAUGACCCCGGCCGAGCGAGCCUACCCAAUCCAAGAUCGAGAGCUCCUCGCCGUCGUACAGAGUCUAGAGCACUUCUACCCAGAGCUCUUAGGCCAGAAGUUCGAUGUGAUCACCGAUCACGAAGCCUUAGUCCAUUUCUCUACGAAGCGCCUGCUCUCGGUACGACAGAUCAGAUGGUCCGACUUUCUCGCCCAGUUCGACAUCCGUUUCCUCUACCGCCCCGGUCGACUGAACGUAGUCGCCGAUGCCCUCUCCAGGAAGACAGCGGAGCUCCCUACCGUAAAGGCCCGGGAAGCCGAGGAACGCACGGUGACCCUGAUCCCUCCGGAAAGGCUAGGCUUCGCGACCGACUCUCUAGACCCUACGGCCGCCGGCAACCUGCCCCCUCAGAACUUUAGUCCCGAACCUAAGCCUACUAGACCAUUAGUUCUGAGGGCCACGAGUGCCCUACAGACCCCAGAAGACCGAGGGAUACAGCAGACGCCCGAUCAAGACCGCCCAGAACUAGACCCGAACUCGGUCCCGAAGGGAGCCGAACUCGUUUCGUUGAUCCGCCAGGAGAACCUCCUCCAAGACCUCGGUACCCAUGGAACACACCUGGUCGUACCAGCCCAGACCUCAGACAAGCAGACGUUUCUUCAGACCGCGCUCAUUCGCGAAGCCCACGAACCCCAGAUCUUCGCUCACGCCGGACAGAACAAGGUGAUCAAGCUGCUCCAACGAGACUUCUACUGGCCAAGGAUGAAGGAGGAUAUCCGUCGUUAUAUUCGGAACUGCCACGACUGCCGCCGCAACAAACCCCUCGAGACAAGACCCCUGGACUGCUCCAUCCACUGCCCGUACCGACCUCUGUUUGGGAGCACGUCGAAUGUGACGGGAAGGAUAUGCCGAAAGACCGUUACGGAUAUGACUAUGUUUGGACCUUCGUCUGCAAGCUAA
Molecule: messenger RNA, 2379 nt
Organism: Hirsutella rhossiliensis
Lineage: Eukaryota; Fungi; Ascomycota; Sordariomycetes; Hypocreales; Ophiocordycipitaceae
Product: his(2)-Cys(2) zinc finger domain-containing protein
Exons: 5
Coding region: 1-2379 (792 amino acids)
Source: RefSeq, a predicted model, not a curated record